Molecule: messenger RNA, 4530 nt
Organism: Callorhinchus milii (elephant shark)
Lineage: Eukaryota; Metazoa; Chordata; Chondrichthyes; Chimaeriformes; Callorhinchidae
Product: serine/arginine repetitive matrix protein 1
Exons: 17
Coding region: 187-4251 (1354 amino acids)
Biological process (GO): spindle attachment to meiosis I kinetochore; kinetochore assembly; attachment of mitotic spindle microtubules to kinetochore
Cellular component (GO): kinetochore
Molecular function (GO): centromeric DNA binding
Source: RefSeq, a predicted model, not a curated record
GCCCGAGUGGAGUGGUUCUUCCCAAUCUCCUGUGACUCCAACAGCACUUGAAUACUGACAGAAAACCCUUUGCCGGUCAUCUGUCAGAAAAAUGAGAAUAAAUCAACCAUCCUAAAAGACUUCUUAAAAGGACUAGAUCAUACAUACACAGCACAAGCUCAGUGUUCUAAAGAGAAUAUACCUGUGAUGGAAGGUGCAAAUAUUCACUCAGUCAUAAAGAAUCCGCCAGACGUCGUCUCACUGGCAGCGUUACAUGAAGACGCUGAAACACUUAAAUUGGUUCCGGGCCAGAUGCAGGAAAUUAAUGGUUGCCUGAGUUCAAAUGAAUUCUUGUUGGAACCUCCCCUGCAAACAUGCUUUGCCCCUCAACCUCCAGCAGCUGCUGCUGUUAUCGCUGAACCAGCUGAGGCCACUGAUGAUGAGAGUGACCAGAUGGAUAAUCAAGCUGAUGACGUCUGUCUUCUUGAGUUCGAGACCAAAGAAUCUACAGCAGAUUGCGUCGCUCUGAAAAAAGUAGUGAGCAACCAUGAUGCCGAGCAAUCGUUGGCGAGCUCCACUCCAAUCGUUUUCAGAGUCUCAGAACAAUUUAAACCAAAAAUGAGACUUGACUUCAACAAAAGUGAAACAUUGGAACCUGCACCCAUGGAGAUUGAAAAAUGUCGAGCUACGAAUGUUGAACCAUCAACGUCAAAGGUUCAAAAUCAGAAGAAAUUGAAAUUUACGGAGCCGCCAUUUCACAUUUUACGAACCAACCCUGCUGUUUUGCCAGUGACAUCAAAACAGCUUGUCUCCAGCCCUAUAAAACCAAGCGACAACAAGUUUGAGUUUGAGAUCAACGAUGAUGAGAGCUUCUGCUUUGAGUCAUGGUUCAGAAAAGACAAGGUGGUAAAUAAGGAGCCAGAUAAAGAAAGAAAGAAGUCCGUCGUGAAUGAAAAAGAACUAGCAAAGAAAGGGAAAACAAGGAAAAAGGGAGCAGUACAGGAAAAGGUUGCUGUUCAACCCGGACUUCAUCCCACCGGGAAACAUUCCGGGAGCAAAAAAAGGAAAGCAAGUGAGGAUAAUAAUCCAGGAGCGACUCAGAAAGUACCAGCUAGCCGUCAGCUAAAUUACAACAAAAGAAACGAACAGCAGGAGAAAGAGGAGGAAGGAAAUGAACCCUUGCCCCGUUCAAAGCGUUUGCUAACUCCCAUCCGCACCACAAAAAUGGGAGAACGAAAAAGAGCAGAGCAGGGCAAAACAUCAGCUAUGGCUAUGACCAAAGUGGUGGAGGAACUGGAGGAAGAGCCUUCUUGUAGUGUUGAAGAGAAAGCAAACAAAGCUAAAAUAUCCCAAAAGACUCCUCAGAGGCUGCCGGCAUCUGGAAAUGUUGCAAAGGCAAGGUGUGGAAAACAACCUGGUACAGUUUCAGGUGAUUACGGUCCCAGUAACCGUGCACAGUCAAAGUCUAUUCCAUUAGCUGAAUCUGAAGCCUCAGAAGGCGGGAAUGAUGAUGAAAACGACCAAGUCGUUGAGCUGGAGAAUCGGAAAAAAUACGUAAUUUCUGGAAAAUCAUCUUCAACUCCUUCAAGAAAUCCAAUAACGAUUAAAUCAAAAAGACCUGCUGUUACGCCUCCACCAUCAAAACACACUGUUUUCAGGACUUCAACACCAAUGUUGAACGAAUCUGAGCGUGAGAUGUGGGAGGACCCCAAGAGCUCCUGCUCUGAGUUGCACGUCAGAAAAGGCAAGGUGAUAAGCAGGAAGCCGGUUAAGCAAGGAAAGAAUUCCAGCGUGCCUAAGAAGCGUGGAAGACCCCGAAAGCAUCCCCAAAAAACACCUGUGGCUAUGCCCGAAGUAGAGGAUCAGGAGGAAGAUCAGGAGAAUUUGCAGGAAGAGCCUCCUGUCUAUGUCGAGAAUGGUAGCCAAGCUAAAAACUCCAAAGCGUCUCUUAAGAGACCGUCUGCAUCUCGAGGGUCUAUAAAUUGCCCCACAGAAAGGUAUAAAAAAAGGUCUGGUAGACCUGGUAGUCCGGAUCCAAGUGCAGAAACCAGAACGCAAAAUACAAAACCAUCAGGUGAUUACGGUCCCAGUAACCGUGCACAGUCAAAGUCUAUUCCAUUAGCUGAAUCUGAAGCCUCAGAAGGCGGGAAUGAUGAUGAAAACGACCAAGUCGUUGAGCUGGAGAAUCGGAAAAAAUACGUAAUUUCUGGAAAAUCAUCUUCAGCCCUUUCAAGACAUCCAGUAACGAUCAAAUCAAAAAGACCUGCUGUUACGCCUCCACCAUCAAAACACACGGUUUUCAGGACUUCAACACCAAUAUCGAACGAAUCUGAGUGUGAGAUGUGGGAGGACCCCAAGAGCUCCUGCUCUGAAUCGCACGUCAGAAAAGGCAAGGUGAUAAGCAGGAAGCCGGUUAAGCAAGGAAAGAAUUCCAGCGUGCCUAAGAAGCGUGGAAGACCCCGAAAGCAUCCCGAAAAAACAGCUGUGGCUAUGCCCGAAGUACAGGAUCAGGAGAAAUUGCAGGAAGAGCCUCGUGUCUAUGUCAAGAAAGCAAACCAAGCUAAAAAAUUGAAAGAGACAAUUGAAAAUUCUAAGAGACAGUUGGCAUCUCGAGGGUCUGUAAAUUGUCCCACAGAUAGGUCUAAAAAAAGGUCUGGUAGAGCUCCAAGUGCAGAAACCAGAACGCAAAAUACAAAGACAUCAGCCAAAAUGAAACAAACGGACACAAAGAAAACUGAACGAACACAGUCGGGCUAUUUGACGAAACAGAUAAACCCUUCUGUCUUUCACGAAGACGAUUUCCACAGCAUAAGUGAUCUCCACCCUGACAGCGAUGAGACCUAUACAAUAUCUGGACGUCAUAUCAGACCCCCAAACCAGUGGUGGAAGGUAGCUCAGCAAGACUACAGUCCCCCUGUCUCCUCCCGAAGAGAAGCAAAGUCUUCACGUCAUUCCUCUUGGCUUCCUCCAUCACAAAACAAAAUAAAGCACAGGGCAGGAAAAUCCUCAGCACAGAAGACGAAGAUAUAUAACCUGUCUAAAAGAGAUUCAUCGAGUGCUCAAAUUAAAUCAGUGGUACCACAACCGCUUAGUUCAGAUGAGGAUGCUGAUUUCGCAGGGGAUGAGCUUGAUUAUGAUGACGAUUCUAUAUCUGUUUUUUACGAUAUCCAGUCCCAACCGGCGGUACAAUAUGAAAAUGAUACAAUAAGUGGGGCACUCACAGCGCAGAGCGGAAAGCAUCUAUUCAAGUCAUCAGUGCCACGAAAGCGUGCAUUUCCUGAGCUUGCGAAGGACCAGGAAAACCCCUCUGCUUUGUACCCAGCCACAAAAAGGCCAAAACGGUGUCCUCAGAGUCUUGACAAACUGAAUGAAAACCGUAUCAAGCAAUUGAAGAGGUUCAGCGCAUUUGAAAAACCUAUUGCAAUUUCUAGGCAAGCUAGGAAUCUCCUCUUGUCUUCAGCAUCCAAAACAAUGUCGAACGAAAUCUUUGAAACAUAUCCAGCAGCUUCCAGUAAUCCCAAUCCAAGAUAUACGAGUAUCCCUGCACAUGACGCAGUGUACGACAGUACAUCAAAGAGAUGGUUUUUAAAAACCACUGAAAGUGGACAGAAAGAUUCUGCGAGUCAGACAGAACCCUGGCAGAAUUUGAGGGAAACGAUAGAAGAUAGUGGUGAAUCAGGACUUAAUCCUGGUUCACGAGACGAGGAAGUUAAGCAGCAAAGAAUGAAUUUGUUCUUGUUGAAUGCAAGUGGACCUGGGCCAGCGAACCAGGCUUCAUAUCCCAACAGUGACCAUCACAUACUUCUGUCAGGGGGAACCUACACGGAGCAAACAUCUGAAAGUUAUGAAAAUACGUUCCAACAGCAAAAGCCUACUUCUGUAUGGAGCACAGAAGAAAACUGCGAAAUACUUCAAAACUGUGUUGGAAUUUCAGGAACGAAUGAUUUCGAAUAUCCCUUAAAGUUGGAUUACAAUGAGAACGAUACGUCGCUUGGUAUUUGCAAGGAUUUGGAUCUCGACACGUUUGCUUGCGGCAAACUGUUUCUGGGACCUUUCAGAGAGAAAGGCAUUCAGCGAGAGUGUGGAGACACCAUGUUAUUUUACAUUAUUCAAGGACAUAUUAAAGUCUCCAUCAACAACAACUUGUAUAAUCUCAGUCAAGGGGACUGUUUCUGUGUGCCCCCCGGUAAUCCCUACAAUAUUACAAAUUCUCUGAACUUCCCAGCAAUUCUUUUUUUCACCCAGUUGAAACAUCCGGAUGUGAAUCAAUAGCAAAACUAUUGGGUGGGGGUGGGGGAACAUUUUUGAGGAGCAGUUAUUGUGUCAUUACUAUAGUUUAUAUAUUUGUGCCUUAUUUUUCUGAAUUAAAAUAUUAAUUUUAUUUUGAGACAUUUUGGACUACUGUAAUUCUGUGUUUUUGCUAUAUGAACAAAGCUCUAAAGAAGUGUGAGCUGAUGUACAGCCUGAUAGACCUGCUCAUUUAUUAUAAAUGUCUUUCGUUUGUUAUUGGUUAAUUAAAGAAUAAAUGUUAUUGUUCAAAAAUAUCAUAAA